ACGGCUCUCUCCGGUCCCCGCUGUCCCGGCAGGAGGCUGACGGGACCCUGGACUGCAUCAGCAUGGCCCUGACGUGCACCUUCAACCGCUGGGGCACGCUGCUGGCCGUGGGCUGCAACGACGGCAGGAUCGUCAUCUGGGACUUCCUGACCCGCGGCAUCGCCAAGAUCAUCAGCGCCCACAUCCACCCCGUCUGCUCCCUGUGCUGGAGCCGGGACGGGCACAAGCUGGUGAGUGCCUCCACCGACAACAUCGUGUCUCAGUGGGACGUGCUGUCCGGGGACUGCGACCAGCGCUUCCGCUUCCCCUCGCCCAUCCUCAAAGUGCAGUACCACCCCCGCGACCAGAACAGGGUGCUGGUGUGUCCCAUGAAGUCGGCCCCGGUGAUGCUGACGCUCUCCGACUCCAAGCACGUGGUGCUGCCCGUGGACGACGACUCCGACCUCAACGUGGUGGCGUCGUUUGACCGGAGAGGGGAAUACAUCUACACCGGGAACGCCAAGGGCAAGAUCUUGGUCUUAAAAACAGACACUCAGGAUCUUGUUGCUUCCUUCAGAGUGACCACAGGGACCAGCAACACCACGGCCAUUAAAUCCAUCGAGUUCGCCCGCAAAGGGAGCUGCUUCCUGAUCAACACGGCCGACCGGAUCAUCCGCGUGUACGACGGGCGGGAGAUCCUCACCUGCGGGCGCGACGGCGAGCCCGAGCCCAUGCAGAAGCUGCAGGACCUCGUCAACAGGACCCCCUGGAAGAAGUGCUGCUUCUCGGGGGACGGCGAGUACAUCGUGGCGGGCUCGGCGCGGCAGCACGCGCUCUACAUCUGGGAAAAGAGCAUCGGCAACCUGGUGAAAAUCCUGCACGGAACGCGCGGCGAGCUCCUGCUGGACGUGGCAUGGCAUCCGGUGCGGCCCAUCAUCGCCUCUAUUUCCAGCGGGGUGGUUUCCAUAUGGGCUCAGAACCAGGUGGAAAACUGGAGCGCUUUUGCCCCCGAUUUCAAGGAGCUGGAUGAAAACGUGGAAUACGAGGAGCGGGAAUCGGAAUUCGACAUCGAGGACGAGGAUAAGAGCGAGCCAGAGCAGACAGGUGCCGAUGCUGCAGAAGAUGAGGAGGUGGACGUGACCAGCGUGGAUCCCAUCGCCGCCUUCUGCAGCAGCGACGAGGAGCUGGAGGAUUCCCGGGCGCUGCUCUACCUUCCCAUCGCUCCGGAGGUGGAGGAUCCCGAGGAGAAUCCCUACGGGCCGCCCCCGGACGCGCUGCCCAGCGCGCUGCCCGACGAGGGGCUGGGCCCCGAGAAGAAGCGCCCCAGCUCCUCGGACGGGCCCCAGAACCCCAAGAAAAAACCCAAAACCACCAACAUCGAGCUCCAGGGAGUCCCCAACGACGGUGGGUGGCGGAUUCCCGGGAUUCGGGGGUGGAUUAUUCCCGGGAUUCAGGGGUGGAUUAUUCCCGGGAUUCGGGGGUGGAUUAUUCCUGGGAUUCGGGGGCCUGCGGAGCCCGUCCCAAGGGAUUUGGGAGGGAUCCAAUCCCAAGGGUUUUGGGGUUUGGGAAAGAUCCAGUCCCAAGGGUUUUGGGAUUUGAGAGAGAGCCCAUCCCAAGGGAUUGGGAGGGAUCCGAUCCCAAGGGUUUUGGGGUUUGGGAAGGAUCCAGUCCCAAGGGUUUUGGGGUUUGAGAGGGAUCCAAUUCCAGCAGUUUUGGGGCUUUGGGAAGGAUCUAAUCCCAGGGGUUCUGGGGCUUUGGGAGGGAGCCCAUCCCAAGGGUUUUGGGGUUUGGGAAAGAUCCAGUCCCAAGGGUCAUCCCAAGGGUUUUGGGGUUUGGGAAAGAUCCAGUCCCAAGGGUUUUGGGAACUGGGAGGGAUCUGA
Cyanistes caeruleus (blue tit) is the source of this 1859-nucleotide messenger RNA. The record is from RefSeq and is a predicted model, not a curated record. NCBI's taxonomy places the organism in Eukaryota, Metazoa, Chordata, Aves, Passeriformes, Paridae.